AUGAGGGGACACCCCAUCUGGAGAGAGUGGACAGCCUGUGACGAAGAUGAUCCUGAUGGCAGUGUCACUCCCUUUGACUUAACCGGGUCUACAACAGCUCUGGUGGUGUGUACGGCAUUUGGGACGAGAAAGUAUAGGAGCCCUCCAUGCAACAUUAUUAACGAAGAGGAGAACUCUCUUCGUUUCAAACCACCGCUGCCUGACUGGAAACAAGAUGCCAUCAGGAAUGCCACCCCAGUCUACUACGGCAAGGUUCAUCUCCUCUUCAACUCUUCUUCUUGGAAUGUCACCGAGGAAGACCAGCAGGUCCUGGGAUACGUCUCUAACGAGGCCUAUUACAUUCUAGACAAACUAACCCCAAAUGUCAUCACUGUUGACGUUGCUGAGAAUCUGGACCUGAGAGUCUCAAAACGGAGUAAAAAAGAGACCAUGUAUGAAGUCAUGACUAUUCUCAGAAAGAUAUUUGGGCCAGACAUACCGGAUCCAUACAGGGCUCUCUCGUAUCGAAAUGGAGCAGUGAUCCCUUGUUCCGCUGUGCCUUUACGGCCUACCGCACAGGAGUCCCAGAAGCUGUCUUCGACCUUCUAA
Messenger RNA from Geodia barretti, 588 nucleotides. The record is from the annotation of a GenBank genome assembly. Lineage: Eukaryota; Metazoa; Porifera; Demospongiae; Tetractinellida; Geodiidae.